Entrophospora candida is the source of this 2799-nucleotide messenger RNA. Lineage: Eukaryota; Fungi; Glomeromycota; Glomeromycetes; Entrophosporales; Entrophosporaceae. The record is from the annotation of a GenBank genome assembly.
AUGAAGUUUGCUUAUUUCAUCUCAACCACCACUUUAAUUACCUCAUAUUACUUUCCUAAUUUAGAACUACGUUUCAUAAAAUUUGUGAAAGGUAAAGAUGAAGCAAAAGAAACUAUCGAUGGAGAUAUUCAAGAUAUCAAUGAAGAAGAUGUCGAAGAUAAAAAAAAGGUUUAUGCACAAGUCAGCAUUAUGGAUAUUCAUAAUGUUAAAAGUUUUAAUAUAAAUAAGGAUAAGUAUGAUGGUAGCAGCAUUAUAAAUCCCAAGAAAUUGGAAAAAUAUUUAGUUGAUUCCACGGGUAAUUAUAUUUAUGUUUAUAAAAAAAACACUGAAGAAAAAAGUAAUCCAGAAGAAGAAAAUACAAAAGAAAAAGGCAGUCCAGAAGAAAAUACAGAAAAAAAAAGUACUUCAACAAAAAAUAUUACAGAAAACGAUGAUGAUGAGAUUAUUGAAUUAGAUAAAAGUGUAUCUACAGGACCAAGUCCAAUAGAAGAAAAAAAUAAUAAAGAUACAAUUACUAAGAAAUUCAAGUCUAAGCAAUAUUACUACGUUAUGCCUGUUCAAGAUUCUAUGUACUUUGUUGAACUUGAAUUUGAUAAAAAUAAAAUCGAGAAAAAAAAGCAUGCAUACCAGAACGAAAAGAACAAAUACGUUGAGGCAAAGAAAAAAUACAAGGAUAUAUUAAAAAAAGAAAACGAGAAAGAAAAUGAAGAAGAAAUUAAAAAGCUCAAAGAAAUAAAGGAUAAAUAUGAAAAAAUAAAGAGCAAUUACAAUCAAAUUUUGGAGGAAGAAAAAAAGGAGAAAAACGUUAACAAAUCCGAAAAAAUCGAGAGUGAAUACAAGAAAGUAAAGAAUGAAUACGAUACAUUAGAAGAUAGUGCAAAGGAGGGGAUGAAGAUUGAAUACGAGUACAAAAAGAAUGAAUACGAGUACGAGAGGGGAAAAAUAGCAUACAAGGAAAAGUGGAAAGAAUAUGAGGAAAAAAAGAAAGAAUAUGAGGAAAUAAAUGAUGAAUGCGAGAAAAUAGGAGGAGGUGAAAAAAUGAAAGAAUACGAGAAAAAGUGGGAAGAAUAUCAGAAAAAUAAGAAAGAAUACGAGGAAAUAAAGGUUGAAUAUGAGAAAUUAGAAGGAGAUAACAAGGAGGCGAAAAGGACUGAGUACGAGGAAAAAAAGAAAAAAUACGAGGAAGAAAUGGAGGAAUACAAGAGGAAAAAAGAAGAAUAUGAAAGUAAAAUGAAAGUAUACAAGAAAAUAAAGUAUGAAUACGAGAAAUCAAAAGAAGGAGAUAAAAAUAAGACUGAAUACGAGAAAAAAAAGAAAGAAUACGAGGAAAUAAUAGAGGAAUACAAGAAAAUAAAGGAAGACGAAAUGAAGAAUGCAAAGGAUGAGUACGAGAAUGCAAAAAAAAUUUACGAGAAUGCAAUGACAAAUUACGAGAAGGCAAUGAAAGAUUACGAGAAGUCAAUGAAAAGUUAUUUGAACAUAAUUGAAAAGGAUAAAGAAGUGGAGAAGAAGAAGAAAUACUAUGAAAAAAAGUAUGAAUACGAGUAUAAAAAAAUAAAGAAAGAAUACAAGGAAAAGAAGAGAGAAUAUGAGGAGUCAAAGAGAGAAAAAGAUAAAGUGCGUGCGAAGGCAAUGAAAAAACUCGGGGAUGGAAAGAAGAAAGGAGAUGGAAAGGGGGAAAAACAGAGUGAACAAAAUAAGAACGAACCUGAACUUACUAUACAGCAAACAAUUCAGAAGGAAAUGAAAGAAUACGAUGAUAAAAAUAAGAAAAAAAAUGAUAAAAUAAAGAGUGAAUACGCGAAAAUAUUGGAAAAAUACAUAAACGCAAAGGACAAAAGAUAUGAACAACGAAAGGAGAAUAUAAAGGCUGAGACAAAGGAAAAAUACCAGAAAGCGAAGGAAAAAUACAUAAAUGAUAAAAGGAAUGAAAUAAUAAAAAAAUACAAAGAUGAUAAGCCGGAGAAAAUAAUGGAAGAAUCCGAGAAAGCAAUUGUUGCAAAACACGAGAUGGAAAAAAUAGAAUACGAGAGUAAAUUGACUGAAUACGAGAAACAAAUGGAAGAUUACGAUUAUUAUUCUGCAGAUCUUGAUAAUUUGUAUGACGAGUACUAUAAAAUAAAGGGUGAACUCGAGGAAAAAAUAGCUAAAUUCGAGUACGAGACAAAAAAGAAAGAAUAUGAGGAAAUGGAGAAAGAGAACGUGGAAGACGAGAAAAACUCUAACGAUGCAGAAACUAAUAAAGAAUAUGAGAAUGCAAAGAAAAAUUACGAUAAAAUAUACAAAAUAAAAAAGGGAGAAUAUGAGAAAGCAAAGAAAGAAUACGAGUGGGUAAUGUUGGAAAUAAUUUAUAAUUACAAAGAAGCAAAGAAAGAAUAUGAGAAAGCAAAGGAGAUGGAAAAGAAGAAUAUAACAGAAGAAAAGAAGGAAAGAACCAGGAAAAUCAAGGAAGCAAUCAAGAAAGAAAUUGAGAGGAUCAGAAAUGAUAUAGGUUGUGAUGGAAUUGCAUUUCACGACUAUGCCGGUGGAAGUUUCGAAAAACAAAAUGAAAUCUCCAGAUUCAGACCAAAUGACCUUGAAAAAGGACUUCCUCCUCCUCCUAUUAAACUUAUUAGAAAUUCCUGGUUGCAAACAAUCCUGGAGAGAAGAGAAAAUGAAAUUGAGGGAAGAGGAACAAGAAUUGGAGGAGCUGAUAAAUCAGGAAUUCGAGAAACUGGAGAAGCAGAAACAACGACUGGAGGAGCUGAAAGAGGAACAGAAACAAAUAGGCCCAUUACCUCAUUAUUUAAUUUAAAUUAA